UCGGGCGUGAGCUUGGCCAAGUACGGCUUCCUCAAGGCGCGCGCGUCUGGCCCCAAGCUCGGCGAACAGAUCUACAUCCCGCAGCACCCGCGGCAAGCCGCGCCGCAUCGGGGCACGAUCGAGUCGCUCAACAUCAACAGCUGCGUCGCCAACGAAGUCGGCUACAUGGUCGACACCGAGGGCGGGUCGUCCGGGUCGCCGGUCAUCAGUCCCAAGGACCACGCGGUCAUUGCACUCCACAACUGUGGCGGCUGCCUCAACGGCGGCGUCAAGAUCAGUGAUGUCGUCAAGGAUCUCCAAGCCGCCGGCAAGCUCCCGGCCCAGUCCACCAUCUAA
Molecule: messenger RNA, 336 nt
Organism: Saprolegnia parasitica CBS 223.65
Lineage: Eukaryota; Oomycota; Saprolegniomycetes; Saprolegniales; Saprolegniaceae
Exons: 2
Source: RefSeq, a predicted model, not a curated record